AUGCCGCCCAAGAAAAGUACUCUUGAGCAUUUCUUCAAGGCACCUCCUUCAAAAAGAACACGCAAUGCUGCGUCACCGUCAUCGCCAUCGACAACGACAAAAUCAUCAACAGACUCGCUGGUCCCUUCAAGUCAUCCUACAUACCAAUUUGCCAUACCCCAACUCCCAAAUUCAAUUACCGAAUCUCUUGAACACGCCAUUCCUUCGCUUGACAAUGGCAAGCGCGUCGACGACCAACCACAUCUCGACCUCGUCCACUUCCAUCGCUACCUCCCUCGCGGCAUCGAAGCCAGCAUAUUUGACUUUUUACGCGAGAAUUUGUUCUUUUAUCGCGUGCAGUAUGCAAAGAAAUUCGGAAAUAAGGAAAUGCAGAUUAAUACGCCAAGGUAUACUACUGUUUUUGGUGUUGACGAGAGUUCGUUCUUCAAUGCGCAACCUGGCUCUGACUCUGGGCCUAACGUUUGUGUUGAAUGUAUGGGUACUGGGGCCUGUAAUCAUGGUGUUGAUACUAGGACAACCCAGGUUAUAUUUGACAGUAAAAGUAAAUGUCCUGUUCCCAAGGACCGGUACUCGUGCCGUCCGCGACCAAUACCAGACGGCCUUAUGUUUUUGAAGAAAAUGACUGAAGCCUCCACCGCUCAGACAUACAACUUCUGUCUCGUGAAUUACUAUGCGGAUGGAAACGACAGUAUAUCGUAUCAUAGUGACGAUGAAAGGUUUUUAGGAGCAAACCCGGCAAUCGCAUCCUUUUCGUUGGGAACGAACCGCGACUUUCUUAUGAAGCACAAGCCUGAUAAGAAGAAGCCGGCGAAGACUGAAAAUGUUCUGAAGGAUAAACCACUGAAGCUCACACUAGACUCGGGGGAUAUGCUGCUCAUGCGUGGGGCCAAGAAAGCAAAAUGGCUGCAUAGUAUUCCGAAGCGCAAAGGAGGUGAAAGUGGCAAUGGGAGAAUUAAUAUAACGUUCCGGAAGGCGAUGGUACCUGGGGGAACCGAGAACUAUUACAAGUAUAAUGUAGGGGAGGGAGGCACUUUUAAAUGGAGCAGAAAAGACAAGAAUAUGAUACCAUGGACGUCGUGAAUUAACCUGCAGAUACACUGUAAAAGGGUUGGUACACAUAACGAAUGGAUAUGGUACUUUACAAUUGAUUAUA
Molecule: messenger RNA, 1153 nt
Organism: Sphaeroforma arctica JP610
Lineage: Eukaryota; Ichthyosporea; Ichthyophonida
Exons: 1
Coding region: 1-1080 (359 amino acids)
Biological process (GO): DNA repair
Source: RefSeq, a predicted model, not a curated record